CGACCGCGGUAUAUUUCAGUGCUAUUCGAGAUCAGACCAGUCGGAAUCUGCAAAGCUCCAUCAUGCCGCGCACAAGCAUAUAUUUCCGCACCCGACUCUAUAGUUCUCGGGUCACCCUUCUCAAGCCGAAUGUCCCUCCGUUCUCUGGUCACCUUCCUACUUGCUGAGGUUGGGCUGGUCUCGUCUACCCCAGCACAGCUUCCCUUGUCCCUCGAUGUCUCACAUAGCUUGAGUAGGAAGGCUUACGAUGUCCAGGCGCAUCGUGGUGGAAGAGGUAGCACCGUCGAGAGUGUCCUUCCAAGCUUUGCUUGGGCCUUAAUUGAUGGCGCAACCACCCUUGAGCUGGACAAUGGUAUUACGGCAGACGGAGUAGUGAUCGUCUGGCAUGACGAAAACAUUGUUGCACAGAAGUGCCAGGACACUCAGCCCGCGUUCCAGGAUGAUCCCAUGUUUCCGUAUGUUGGGAAAUAUGUAGCCAAUCUUACCCUGGCCCAAAUACGAACUCUGGAUUGUGGAUCCAAAAGACAACGUGACUACCCGCAGCAACUUACUUAUCCUGGAACACGUAUCUCGACACUACAAGAAGUCUUCGAUUUUGUUGAAUGCGCUGAUCCAACACAUCAAAUACUUUGGAACAUUGAGUCCAAGGUCGACGCUCGUUGUAGUAACUGCACAAAGGAACCAGAAAUGUUUGCUCGACUACAACAGGCGAGUUUUGCCGCAAGCCCAUAUCACAAGUCCAUCACCUAUCAAAGCUUCGAUUGGCGGACGCUGGUUGCUAUGAGGCAUAUCGAUCCCUCGAUUACCAUUUCUGCGCUCAUUGAUGAUGAUACUGCCCUCACUUCGGACGAGAAUUACACCACUCCUUGGCUUGCUGGUCUCCGCCUCGAUACAUUCCCCGGCCCUACGUCAGGUCAUCAAGUCGCUCAAGCCGCCCAGGCAAUAUCGGCAGACAUACUUUCACCUUCGGCAGAGUCGUUUCGCUCCCCUGAAGACUUGCAUGCGGAGAACUAUGUUCCUUUUGCCACCAAGGCCAUGAUCAACGAAGCCCAUAGACUGGGAUUGAAGGUCAAGCCCUGGACAGUCAACCGACUUGAUGUCGUUGAGCAAUUGGUGGAGUGGAACGUCGACGGUAUCAUCACAGACUAUCCUGGUGUCGUGCGUCGUUACAUCAAGCAGCAGAUGCUACCUGUUGCACCGAAACAUGCUAAACGGCGUGUCUUUGACUGUCUGAGCAAGCAUAUGUCAAACCGUUAAGUUCAACAUGGGGAUUUCUCAGCAAUUGUACUUUAGAAUAAACAUCAUCAUACCUGCACGAUAUAAAUUCCACACGAUUUUUAUUAAAGCUAUAGCAUAUAGAUGUGAGUUGUAUGUGUUGUAAGAUCUCAGACAAUCUAGAUUUUGCUCUUCGAGCAUGAAAGAACGCCAC
This is a messenger RNA of Coniophora puteana RWD-64-598 SS2, 1429 nucleotides long. Its product is annotated as PLC-like phosphodiesterase. Bases 130 to 1257 code for a protein of 375 amino acids. Gene Ontology annotation, molecular function: phosphoric diester hydrolase activity. The transcript has 11 exons. Gene Ontology annotation, biological process: lipid metabolic process. The record is from RefSeq and is a predicted model, not a curated record. NCBI's taxonomy places the organism in Eukaryota, Fungi, Basidiomycota, Agaricomycetes, Boletales, Coniophoraceae.